Ornithorhynchus anatinus (platypus) is the source of this 1014-nucleotide messenger RNA. It is a transcript of the gene NKX1-1, whose product is annotated as NK1 homeobox 1. The record is from RefSeq and is a predicted model, not a curated record. Gene Ontology annotation, molecular function: RNA polymerase II cis-regulatory region sequence-specific DNA binding; DNA-binding transcription factor activity, RNA polymerase II-specific. The transcript has 4 exons. Bases 1 to 1014 code for a protein of 337 amino acids. Gene Ontology annotation, cellular component: nucleus. Lineage: Eukaryota; Metazoa; Chordata; Mammalia; Monotremata; Ornithorhynchidae. Gene Ontology annotation, biological process: regulation of transcription by RNA polymerase II; cell differentiation.
AUGGACUGGGCCUGGGCUGGCCCCUGGAAGGAGAAGGGGGACGCUCAGACUUCCACCGACACUUCCCAGCCCAACCAGGGCAGGGCCAAGUGUCUGGAAGGAGGCCGCCACGGUGGGGGGCGGCUGAAACUUUGGAGAGCGCCCGGGGCUGGGAGCCGGGCCUUCCUCUCCCCUACCUCCCCUCCUGUCCCGCGGACAAAUCAGACUAAUUGUGACAAAAUGCUGGUUAUCUCUGGAAAAACAAUUAAAUUCCUUCGAUUACAUUUAAGCCCCGGCCCCGGCCCCAGCCCGGCCAGCGACCUGCUGGACGACGAGCCCGGCGAGGCGGAGCCCGGGGGGUCCCUGGCCGGAGAGGAUGGAGAGCGCAGGGCGCAGGGCGCGGCUCCGGGGAGCCCGGGACCGGGCCAGGCGUCGCCCGGCCGGCAGCAGCAGCAGCAGGGCCAGCAGCCCCCGGCGAAGCCCAAGAGGAAGCGCACGGGGUCCGACUCCAAGUCGGGCAAGCCCCGCCGGGCGCGGACGGCCUUCACCUACGAGCAGCUGGUGGCCUUGGAGAACAAGUUCAAGUCGACGCGGUACCUGUCGGUGUGCGAGCGCCUCAACCUGGCCCUGUCGCUCAGCCUGACCGAGACGCAGGUGAAGAUCUGGUUCCAGAACCGCCGGACCAAGUGGAAGAAGCAGAACCCGGGCGCGGACACCAGCGCGCCCACGGCCGGGGCCGGGGUGGCCGGGGUGGGCGGCGUGGGCGGCGGCGGGGUGGGCGGCGGCGGGGGCGGGGGGCUGGCGGCGGGGCUGGCCGGGCCCGGCCUGGCCGGGGGGCUCAGCCCCCUCAGCCACUCUCCGCCCAUGGGCACCCCGCUGGCCAUGCACGGCCCCGCCGGCUACGCGCCCCACGGCCCCGGAGGCCUGGUGUGCGCCGCCCAGCUGCCCUUCCUGCCCGGCCCGGCCGUGCUCUCGCCCUUCGUGCUCGGCUCACAGACCUACGGCGCCCCCGCCUUCUACACCCCGCACCUAUGA